CGUAGCGCACAGUUGACUCAGUUCGCGCAAACUCUGUGGCCGUAAACCAGGCUCGCAGAUGCGAAAGUUCUCGCGGUGCCGGAAGUCCAGGGCACGUGACCGGGUGACAGCGCUCUCGGGACUACUGGGCUUGCUUUAGGUGUUGCGGCACGGGAUGGCGGAGGCGCCUCCUGUCUCAGAUACUUUAAAAUUCAAUACGGAUGCUGCUGAGUUCAUUCCUCGGGAGAGAAAAAAUUCUGGUCUAAAUUGUGGGAGUCAAAGGAGACUAGAUCCUAAUCGGAUUGGUAGAAGAAAUUACAGUUCACCACCUCCGUGUCACCUUUCCAGGCAAAUCCCUUAUGAUGACAUCUCUGCUUUUCAUCAGCACAGUUAUCAUCCUUCAGGAAGCAAACCUAAGAGUCAACAGACUUCUUUCCAAUCUUCUGCUUCUAAUAAAUCACUCAAGAGCCUUCAGAAUCAACCUGGGCAGAAACUGAGGAGUGAAAAGCAGCAUAUCAGAGUCAAGAGAGUACAAAGUCUCAUUGACCAGACCUCAGAUGCUGCUGGCUUAGAAAGCAGGGCCAGGUCAGAGAGUGGGACAAACCCUAGAGAGCACAGCCCUGCUGAGAGUGAGAAGGAAAUUGUCGGUGCGGAUCCCAGGGGAGCUAAACCCAAAAAAGCAACCCAGUUUGUAUACAACUAUGGUAGAGGACCAAAAAUCAAGGGGAAACUCAAAUGUGAGUGGGGAAACAGAAUGACUCCCAAACCUGAGGACACUGGACCUGAAAAUACCAAACCUGUGGGGGUUAUCCACCCUGACUCUUCAGAUACAUCCUUUAGAAAAGGAGUACUGGAUGGGUCUGGGGCCAGACGCAACGAGCAGAGAAGACAUCCACAGAAAAGGCCUCCCUGGGAAGUGGAGGGGGCCAGGCCACGACCAGGCAGGAAUCCACCGAAACAGGAGGGCCAACGACAUACAAAUGCAGGACUUAGAAACAACAUGGUCCCCAUUCCAAAGGAUAAUCUUAAUGAAAGACCAGCAAAAUCUAUUUGUGACAAUGGGAACUUGGCAGUCGUCAACAAGUCUUCCAGAAGGGUUACCCCAGAGAAAUGUGCCAUAAGGAGGCAGGAUCCUCAAGUAGCAUCUUUCCCCCGCGGCAAACAGAACCCUGUGCUAAAGAAUGUGGAAACACACACAGGUUCUCUAGUUGAACAGCUAACUACAGAAAAAUAUGAGUGCAUGGUAUGUUGUGAAUUGGUUCGCGUCACAGCUCCAGUAUGGAGUUGUCAGAGCUGUUACCAUGUGUUUCAUUUGAACUGCAUAAAGAAAUGGGCACGGUCUCCGGCAUCUCAAGCAGAUGGCCAGAGUGGUUGGAGGUGCCCUGCCUGUCAGAAUGUUUCUGCACAUGUUCCUAAUACCUACACUUGUUUCUGUGGCAAGGUAAAGAAUCCUGAAUGGAGCAGAAAUGAAAUCCCACAUAGUUGUGGUGAGGUUUGUAGAAAGAAACAGCCUGGCCAGGACUGCCCACAUUCCUGUAACCUUCUCUGCCAUCCUGGACCUUGCCCACCCUGCCCUGCCUUUAUGACUAAAGCAUGUGAAUGUGGACGGACCAGGCACACAGUUCGCUGUGGUCAGGCUGUCUCAGUCCACUGUUCUAACCCAUGUGAGAAUGUUUUGAAUUGUGGUCAGCACCACUGUGCCGAGCUGUGCCAUGGGGGUCAGUGCCAGCCUUGCCGGGUCAUAUUGAAUCAGGUAUGCUACUGUGGCAGCACCUCCCGAGAUGUGUUAUGUGGAACAGAUAUAGGAAAGUCUGAUGGAUUUGGGGACUUUGGCUGUUUAAAGAUAUGUGGCAAGGACUUGAAAUGUGGGAACCAUACAUGUUCUCAAGUGUGCCACCCUCAGCCCUGCCAACCAUGCCCACGGCUCCCUCAGCUGGUACGCUGUUGCCCUUGUGGGCAGACUCCUCUCAGCCAAUUGCUAGAACUUGGAAGUAGUGGCCGGAAAACGUGCAUGGACCCUGUCCCUUCGUGUGGAAAAGUGUGUGGCAAGCCUCUGCCUUGUGGUUCCUUAGAUUUUAUUCAUACCUGUGAAAAGCUCUGCCAUGAAGGAGACUGUGGACCAUGCUCUCGCACAUCAGUUAUUUCCUGCAGAUGCUCUUUCAGAACAAAGGAACUUCCAUGUACCAGUCUCAAAAGUGAAGCAGAUGCUACAUUUAUGUGUGACAAGCGGUGUAACAAGAAACGGUUAUGUGGACGGCAUAAAUGUAAUGAGAUAUGCUGUGUGGAUAAGGAGCACAAGUGUCCUUUGAUUUGUGGAAGGAAACUCCGUUGCGGCCUUCAUAGAUGUGAAGAACCUUGUCAUCGUGGGAACUGCCAGACAUGCUGGCAAGCCAGUUUUGACGAAUUAACCUGCCACUGCGGUGCAUCAGUGAUCUACCCUCCAGUUCCCUGUGGUACCAGGCCCCCUGAGUGUACCCAGACCUGCGCCAGAAUCCAUGAGUGUGAUCACCCAGUAUAUCAUUCUUGUCAUAGCGAAGAGAAGUGUCCCCCUUGCACUUUCCUAACUCAGAAAUGGUGCAUGGGUAAACAUGAGUUACGAAGCAACAUCCCGUGUCACCUGGUUGAUAUCUCUUGCGGAUUACCCUGCAAUGCCGCGCUACCAUGUGGGAUGCAUAAGUGCCAGAGACUCUGCCACAAAGGAGAGUGUCUUGUGGAUGAGUCCUGCAAACAGCCCUGCAUCACCCCCAGAGCUGACUGUGGCCACCCAUGUAUGGCGCCCUGCCACCUCAGUUCACCCUGCCCUGUGACUGCUUGCAAAGCCAAGAUCGAGCUGCAGUGUGAGUGUGGACGAAGAAAAGACAUCGUGGUUUGCUCUGAAGCAUCCAGUACUUAUCAAAGAAUAGCUGCUAUUUCCAUGGCCUCUAAAGUAACAGACAUGCAGCUUGGAGAUUCAGUGGAGAUCAGCAAGUUGAUUACUAAGAAAGAAAUUCACCAAGUCAGGCUGGAGUGUGAUGAGGAGUGUUCAGCCUUGGAAAGGAAGAAGCGGUUAGCAGAGGCAUUUUGUAUCAGCGAUGAUUCUGAUCCUUUCAAUGUACGUUCUUCAGUGUCAAAAUUCAGUGACAGUUUGAAAGAAGAUGCCAGGAAGGACUUAAAGUUUGUCAAUGACGUUGAGAAGGAAAUGGAAGCCCUUGUGGAAGCUGUGAAUAAGGGAAAGAAUAGUAAGAAGAGCCACUUCUUCCCUCCCAUGAACAGAGACCACCGCCGGAUCAUCCACGAGCUGGCCCAAGUGUACGGCCUGGAGAGCUUGAGCUAUGACAGUGAACCGAAGCGCAAUGUCGCGGUCACUGCAGUCAGAGGGAAGUCCGUUUGUCCUCCUAGCACGCUGACAAGUAUACUUGAAAAGGAAAUGCAGUCACGGCCUCCACCACCAAUUCCUCAUCACAGACAUCAGACAGACAAGAAUCCUGGGAGCAGUAAUUUACAGAAAAUAACCAAGGAGCCGGUAAUUGACUACUUUGAUGUCCAGGACUGAGAAGCUCAAGAUGCACUUAGAUGAAAGAAUGAUUUAGGUGGGGUGGAGACUCAUUUGCCAGCAGAUAAAUCAUGCUUGCUCCCAACUGCCUGGUGGACUCACAUACUGUCUUUUACUGAUGCAUCCAAAGCAUGAGUGUGUCAGAAAUCCCUUGUCCUCUAAUCCAUCUGUAUGAAGUGACUCAUUGCAGCCAGACCUUGACUGCAUGGUCACUAGGGAUUCGGUCAUGAUUUUGUAGAGGCUCCUCACACCUUCGCUGUGAUUGCUUGGAAGGUUGGGGGAACAUUGGGCUUGAUUCGGACAAACCAGAAUUUUAGCCUGAAAUCAGCUUAAUGGCACUUUUCAUGCCUCACUUGUCCCUGUUAUCCAUCCUCCUGAAAAUGCCUGCAACAUGAGAUGCAUCUCGCUUUCUUAACCCAGACUGAUCAUGAUCUUUGGAAAGAUACAAGUGAACUUCUCAGUCCAAAAUACCAGACAUUGAAUUGCUGCACCAUA
Hipposideros armiger (great roundleaf bat) is the source of this 4006-nucleotide messenger RNA. RefSeq names its product nuclear transcription factor, X-box binding 1 (gene NFX1). Gene Ontology annotation, cellular component: nucleus. Bases 155 to 3511 code for a protein of 1118 amino acids. Gene Ontology annotation, biological process: negative regulation of transcription by RNA polymerase II. The record is from RefSeq and is a predicted model, not a curated record. The transcript has 24 exons. NCBI's taxonomy places the organism in Eukaryota, Metazoa, Chordata, Mammalia, Chiroptera, Hipposideridae. Gene Ontology annotation, molecular function: zinc ion binding; DNA-binding transcription factor activity, RNA polymerase II-specific; RNA polymerase II transcription regulatory region sequence-specific DNA binding.